AUGGCUCUAGCCUGGAGAAAUGUGCGGAAAGCCUUCUACAUGGAGACCUCUCUCGGAAUCCUCCAUCUGUGUCCACCCUCGAGCUUAGGUGCUUCCUGGAUAUCUGUACCCAGGCUCACUCUUCAUACAAAGCCCAGCAUGCCAUCAUGUGACUUCUCACCUGAGAGAUACCAGUCCCUUCCCUACAGCCGUGUCCUGGAGAUUCAUAAGGAGAACCUUUCUCCUGUGCAAACGGCUUAUUUCCAGAAGCCUUUGCUGCUGCACCAGGGACACAUGGAGUGGCUCUUUGAUUCGGAGGGAAACAGAUACCUGGACUUCUUCUCUGGGAUUGUAACUGUUAGUGUUGGUCACUGCCACCCGAAGGUAACUGCGGUGGCACAAAAGCAGAUGGACCGCCUGUGGCAUACAAGCUCUGUCUUCUUCCACCCUUCGAUGCACGAAUAUGCAGACAAGCUUUCCGCACUUCUUCCCGAGCCUCUUAAGGUCAUUUUCCUGGUGAACAGUGGAUCGGAAGCCAAUGACCUGGCCAUGAUGAUGGCCAGAGCAUACUCAAACCACACAGACAUCAUUUCUUUCAGAGGAGCCUAUCAUGGAUGCAGUCCCUAUACACUUGGCUUGACAAAUGUAGGGAUCUACAAGACGCAACUCCCCAGUGGAAUGGGCUGCCAAUCAACAAUGUGCCCAGAUAUUUUCCGCGGUCCUUGGGGAGGAAGCUACUGUCGAGAUUCUCCAGUACAAACAGUUAGGAAAUGCAGCUGUUCUCCAGGUCCAAAUGGGCAGGGAGGAAGGGUAGAAUGCCACCCUCACAUCACAGACUGUGAUUUGUGUAUGUUUGCUGCAGACUGCUGCCAAGCUAAAGAACAGUAUAUCGAACAGUUCAAAGAAACCCUGAACACCUCCGUGGCCAAGUCAAUCGCUGGAUUUUUUGCAGAGCCAAUUCAAGGUGUGAAUGGUGUUGUCCAGUACCCGAAGGAGUUUCUGAAGGAAGCCUUUGCGUUGGUUCGAGAGAGGGGAGGUGUGUGCAUUGCAGAUGAAGUGCAGACAGGAUUUGGGAGGCUGGGCUCUCACUUCUGGGGCUUCCAAAGCCACGAUGUACUGCCUGAUAUUGUCACCAUGGCUAAAGGGAUUGGGAAUGGCUUCCCCAUGGCUGCAGUUGUGACCACUCCAGAAAUUGCUAAAUCUUUGGCUAAAUGCUUGCAUCACUUCAGCACAUUCGGAGGAAACCCCCUAGCCUGUGCCAUUGGAUCUGCUGUGCUUGAGGUGAUCAAAGAAGAAAAUCUACAGAAAAACAGUCAAGAAGUUGGUACCUACAUGUUACUCAAGUUUGCUAAGCUGCGGGAUGAAUUUGACAUCAUUGGGGAUGUCCGAGGCAAAGGCCUUAUGAUGGGCAUAGAGAUGGUUCAAGACAAGAUGAGUCGCCAGCCACUUCCUAAGACGGAAGUCAAUCAAAUCCAUGAGGACUGCAAAGACAUGGGGCUCCUAGUGGGGAGAGGUGGCAAUUUCUCUCAGACAUUCCGCAUUGCUCCCCCGAUGUGCAUCACCAAGCUGGAAGUGGACUUUGCAUUUGAAGUUUUUCGAGCAGCCUUAAUUCAACACAUGGAGAGAAGAGCUAAGUAA
Molecule: messenger RNA, 1617 nt
Organism: Mesocricetus auratus (golden hamster)
Lineage: Eukaryota; Metazoa; Chordata; Mammalia; Rodentia; Cricetidae
Gene: Agxt2
Product: alanine--glyoxylate aminotransferase 2
Exons: 14
Coding region: 1-1617 (538 amino acids)
Biological process (GO): glyoxylate catabolic process
Cellular component (GO): mitochondrion
Molecular function (GO): pyridoxal phosphate binding; L-alanine:glyoxylate transaminase activity
Source: RefSeq, a predicted model, not a curated record